This is a messenger RNA of Sapajus apella (tufted capuchin), 930 nucleotides long. Its product is annotated as olfactory receptor 4C46. The record is from RefSeq and is a predicted model, not a curated record. Gene Ontology annotation, cellular component: membrane. Gene Ontology annotation, biological process: G protein-coupled receptor signaling pathway. Bases 1 to 930 code for a protein of 309 amino acids. Gene Ontology annotation, molecular function: olfactory receptor activity; G protein-coupled receptor activity. Lineage: Eukaryota; Metazoa; Chordata; Mammalia; Primates; Cebidae. The transcript has a single exon.
AUGGAGAAUAGGAAUAAUGUGACAGAGUUUGUUCUACUGGGGCUUACAGAGAAUCCAAAGUUGCAGAAAAUCACAUUUGUUGUGUUUUUUGUCAUCUACAUCAUCACUGUGGUGGGAAAUGUGCUCAUUGUGGUCACCAUCACUGCCAGCCCAUCAUUGGGGUCCCCCAUGUACUUUUUCCUGGCCUAUCUCUCCUUUAUUGAUGCCUGCUAUUCCUCUGUAAAUACCCCUAAGCUAAUCACAGAUUCACUCUAUGAAAAGAAGACCAUCCUAUUCAACGGAUGCAUGACUCAAGUCUUUGGAGAACAUUUCUUCGGAGGUGCGGAGGGCAUCCUACUUACUGUGAUGGCCUAUGACCGCUAUGUGGCCAUCUGCAAGCCCCUGCGCUAUAUGACUAUCAUGAACCGGCGUGUGUGUGCCCUGCUAAUGGGAGUGGUGUGGAUGGGAGGCUUUCUUCAUGCAACCAUGCAGAUCCUCUUCAUCUUCCAAUUACCUUUCUGUGGUCCUAAUGUCAUAGAUCACUUUAUGUGUGAUCUGAACCCUUUGCUCAAUCUUGCCUGCACUAACACCCACACUCUAGGACUCUUCGUUGCUGCCAACAGUGGAUUCAUCUGCUUGUUAAACUUUGUCCUCCUGCUGAUCUCCUAUGUGGUUAUCUUGCGCUCCCUAAGGACCCACCGCUUGGAGGCAAGGCACAAAGCCCUCUCCACUUGUGUCUCCCACAUCACAGUUGUUGUCUUAUUCUUUGUGCCCUGCAUAUUUGUGUACAUGAGACCUGCAGCUACUUUAUCUGUUGAUAAAGCAGUUGCUGUAUUCUACACUAUGAUAACUCCUAUGUUAAACCCCUUAAUCUAUACCUUGAGGAAUGCUCAGAUGAAAAAUGCCAUUCGGAAACUGUGUAGUAGAAAGGGCAUUUCAGGUGACAAAUAA